CACAUCAUCACCUAUACCUCACCUCACACCAUCCCACCAUCACACACACACACACAAAACCUACCUACAUAAGCAAAUAACACCCACAUCACCAACCGACCCGGUGUGACACCACCAACCCUACAAAGACAAAAAAAAACAUGUCCCCCUCCACCCGCCGCCUCCUCAAAGAAUCCACGGACCUCCAAACCAACCCAUCACCCUACUUCCACGCCGCCCCGGUAUCCGACAACAACCUCUUCGACUGGCACUUCACACUGCUGGGCCCACCACCACCCUCCCCCUACGCCGGAGGCAUCUACCACGGCCGCAUCACCCUCCCACCCACAUACCCACUCCGCCCGCCCAGCUUCCGAUUCCUGACGCCCUCGGGGCGAUUCGAAGUCAACCGCGAGAUCUGUCUCAGUAUCUCAGGCCAUCAUGAGGAGACGUGGCAGCCAGCGUGGGGGAUUCGGACGGCGUUGAUUGCGUUGCGGAGUUUCAUGGAUGGGGAUGCGAAGGGCCAGGUGGGUGGGUUGGAUGUGGCGGAUGAGGUGCGGAGGAGGUAUGCGAGGGAAAGUAGGGCGUGGAGGUGUGAGGGGUGUGAGGGGAGUAAGGGGAGGGGGAAUGAGGUGGUUAUGAGGGAGUGGUGGGGGGUUUGCAAGGAGAGGGGGGUGGUGGUUGCAGCUGCGGAUGCAGGUAUAUCUGCAGGUGUGGUGGAUACGGGUGCGGGUGCAGAUAUGGACACGCCUCAGGUUCAGGUUCAGGUUCCUCAAGCAGAGGUAGUACAACCACAACCACAGCAGCCUCAACAACAGCAACUACAACAUACUCCCCCAGCAACCAGACCUGCACCACCAGUGCCUGCUGCACCAGCUGCUGCUGCUGCUGCAACAUCUCAAGACACACCCUGGCUCGACCGAGCCAUCAUCGGGGUCAUCAUCGCCCUAGUAGCCAUGAUCCUGCGACGGCUAACGCGCGACAUGGACAUGGACUGAUCCUGAUUCCUCUUUACUUCUAUCUGUGUUCCACAUGAAGCAAUGGUGUUUAUUUGGCGUUGGAUGGUAUCUAUAAGUACCCUGGGUUAUUAGGUAUAAUGGUUAUGAUUGUGUAUAUUAGAUGUUUGUGUUAGGCUUGCCACAGGCUUUAUUCUUUGCUAGGAUAAGUGGUAAUAUCAAUGUUAAGUUUGU
Messenger RNA from Aspergillus eucalypticola CBS 122712, 1169 nucleotides. Its product is annotated as ubiquitin-conjugating enzyme E2. The transcript is spliced from 2 exons. The record is from RefSeq and is a predicted model, not a curated record. Bases 141 to 977 code for a protein of 278 amino acids. NCBI's taxonomy places the organism in Eukaryota, Fungi, Ascomycota, Eurotiomycetes, Eurotiales, Aspergillaceae.